This is a messenger RNA of Zingiber officinale, 372 nucleotides long. Its product is annotated as 50S ribosomal protein L7/L12-like. Gene Ontology annotation, biological process: translation. The record is from RefSeq and is a predicted model, not a curated record. NCBI's taxonomy places the organism in Eukaryota, Viridiplantae, Streptophyta, Magnoliopsida, Zingiberales, Zingiberaceae. Gene Ontology annotation, cellular component: ribosome. Bases 1 to 372 code for a protein of 123 amino acids. Gene Ontology annotation, molecular function: structural constituent of ribosome. The transcript has a single exon.
AUGUGCACUCUACUGCUUCGGUCGGCUAGCCGCCGUUUCGUUUCCCCUUCUUCCGCAGCUUCUCCUCUGCGGCGCCAGUGGGCCAACGAUGACUCCGGGGAUUUCGAGUCCAUCGACCAGCGAAAGCUUCCCGCCAACUACGACCUGCCACCUUCGAUCCCUCGGCGCCGCAACGCAGUUGCGGCGGCGGAUGUGAAGGAUGAGACUAAGAAGCAGGAGAAGACGAUGUUCGAGCUGAGAUUGGAGUCUGACGACGCUGAUUCCAAGAUCAAGGUGAUCAAGGAAAUCAGGGGAUUUACGGACUUGGGGCUGAAGGAGGCGAAAAAAUUGGUGGAGAAGGCACCGAAGGGAAGCAGAUCAUUGAGAAGAUGA